Messenger RNA from Racocetra persica, 187 nucleotides. NCBI's taxonomy places the organism in Eukaryota, Fungi, Glomeromycota, Glomeromycetes, Diversisporales, Gigasporaceae. The record is from the annotation of a GenBank genome assembly.
AAUUUAUAAUGUAGCAAAAAAUAAAGAUGAAUUGGUAAUAUUAAAAACAUUCCAGUCUGCUAAUAUAAUUAUUCCAACAUUAUCGACUGAACUGCCAAUUUCCCCUAAAGAUAAACUUACAACAGCGAUAGAAAAUACUGAUAGGACAUAUAAUAUUAAACAAUAUCAUGAAAAUAUGAAAGGAUGA